AUGGCGGAUAUUUACUAUCCUCCUUUUCUUUCAUCCCCUAGCUCUGCAUCACUUGCUAUUGUCCGUUCAUCGAACUCGUCGGUCGAAAAUUCACCACCACCAGCUUCGAGGACCCCGCCCUCCCCUCGUCUUCGGCGUGAGCAGCGGAAGGUUUUACAUCUCUUGAAUGAUGAAUCUGAUGAUGGCUACUCUCCGCAUCCUUCUAUUUAUGAGGCUUCUCCGGUAGCUUCCGAUGACGAAGGCCGCUCUGACAAAGAGCUCCCCGGCUCUUAUGAUUCGCCAAAGCAAAAACCUGUUGAUUUUUUGGACACGCAACAGAAUGAAUCUCCCGGAAGAGGCAGAAAUUUUUCUCGAUUUUCGGGCAUCUCGAUGAUGGAGACUAUAACGGAGCAAAAAAGUAUUAAGAGUACUCGCGACGAGAUCUUGGAUGAAGUGGCGUAUGCUCCACUGCAACAGGAUGAAGAGUCAGAUGAAGAUGAAGACGGGCGUUUCUUUUACGACUAUGCGAGUCCCACUCAACCGUUACACCCAGCUAUGUCAGCAUCUGCGCCUAAUCUUGGUGGAUCACCAUAUUCCUCUUCAGCUGAACAUCCCACAUCAGCGCCUACAGCCAGCACAUUCUUCUCGCGUGGCAUAUCGUCAUCUCCUCGCCCCUUUCCCCACCAACCGACCUUUCGUCCGGCUUUAUCGAUGAAUAGAUCUUACGGGACUCUAUCUUCGCAUCCAUUUCACCGUGCUCCUGUUCUCGUUACUGGAUCCGAUCCAUACACUGAUGGGAACCAGCAUACCCCGGAUUCACUGGAGAGUCCCACGUACGGGAGUCGGCCUAGUAGUCUCAGAAAUCAAAGUCUUUGGGGAAAACUCUGUAGAGGCUUCUGCUUCGUCUGCUGUUGUGUCAACAUCAAUGAUGAGAAUUUUCCAUAG
Messenger RNA from Morchella importuna, 924 nucleotides. RefSeq lists its product as uncharacterized. The record is from RefSeq and is a predicted model, not a curated record. The transcript is spliced from 2 exons. The coding region runs from base 1 to 924 and encodes 307 amino acids. NCBI's taxonomy places the organism in Eukaryota, Fungi, Ascomycota, Pezizomycetes, Pezizales, Morchellaceae.